AUGUCUACGUCCUAUUAUCGUCGUCAUAUCCAGCAUCGGCCCACUUCAUUCCCUCCAUCUUUCUCGCUGUUAAACGAAGACAUUACAACAAAAAUUCUAUCUAUCUAUCUAUCUAUCUAUUUAUCUAUCUAUCUAUCUAUCUCAUCCCAUCCCUAUCUAUCUAUCUAUCUAUCUAUCUCAUUCCAUCCCUAUCUAUGUAUCUAUCUAUCUAUCCCAGUCUGUUCAUAUCUCUCUCUCUCUCUCUCUCUCUCUCUCUCUCUCUCCAUCUAUCCAGUCUAUCAUAUCUUUCUAUCUAUCUAUCUAUCUAUCUAUCUAUCUCAUUCCAUCCCUAUCUAUCUAUCCCAGUCUGUUCAUCUCUCUCUCUCUCUCUCUCUCUCUCAACCUAUCCCAUUCUGUUCAUAUUCUAUCUAUCUAUCUAUCUAUCUAUCUAUCUAUCUAUCUAUCUAUCUAUUAUUUUUUUUUCCUACACAUUGGCGUCGUCUUUGCUUUGUUGUUUCUUUUCGCCAUUCAUUCUUGACAUCGUUCAUUUUAAUUUGUCCUUUUAUUCAUUCUUUCUUACCGCCGUUCUUUCUUCGUAUUGAAAUUCUUUCUUCUCUGCUUCAUUUCUUCCUUUCGUUUCUUCUUUUGUUCAUUCUUUACGUCUAUAUUUCCUUUCUUUUUACCUUCGUUUUUAUAGCCUUUUCUUUACAUCGCUUAUUCUCUUUUGUUUUGAUUUUCUUUAUUUCUUUGCUUUCAUCCAUUUUUCUUUCCCUUUUAAAUCUUUUGUUUAACUUCUUAUUAUCUUCUGUUCUUCUUUCGUCCUUUCUUUACUGUUUCCUUCAUUCCUUCUUUGAUUUUUCUUCAUUUCAUAUUUACUUCAUUGGCUCAUAG
Messenger RNA from Acanthosepion pharaonis, 870 nucleotides. The record is from the annotation of a GenBank genome assembly. NCBI's taxonomy places the organism in Eukaryota, Metazoa, Mollusca, Cephalopoda, Sepiida, Sepiidae.